UUUAAUUAUUACAAAGACAAUGUUUUACUGCUUUAACGUCGCCUUUGUAAUUCCCCAUACUUUUUAAUAAUUGAUUGUACUUAAUCAACGGAUUUUAGUAAACAUAACUUUACGACUUGGUCCGCGAAACGUUUAAACUGUCCUUAUAACAAAUAUACCAAGAUUUAACAUUAAAUUGUUAACAGACUUAAGACGUAACAUACACAAAUAUUGCUUCUGUGAAGUGGUCGCAGGUAACUAUUCAAAAGCAUUUUCAACAAAUUGGUUAAUCCGUUUUUGCUUUUAUUCCAAUAUGCUGUAUUCUGUCCUAUACGUCUGGACGUCAAGCCGUGGCCUACUUUUUUGUCGCAUGUAUGGAAACGAGGCGUUGUCUCUGAUGCUGUUGCUGUGCAGCCUAUGCGCAAACACAUCACGGCCCGGGAUAGGUCUCCUGGCGUUGAGGCUGCGCCUGUAAUGAUCAUGCGAUUGAGUGACGAUGGGGAGUCAUGUCUAGUCUAUGCGCGAUCAGUGAUUCUGCACUCUGCAUCCCGCUGGAAAAGAGUUUGCGCUCGAUCGCUCUGUGAUCGACUACACGCCUUUGCCCACAAUGAAUGGCUGUUUCUAACGAGGGAUAGAGAGUGAGAGAGCGAGAGUGUGUCGGACUCCUCCAUUGAAACACUUUGUAACGGCUUCAAGCUAAGGGGAUUUCUCUGGUGGUGCCGGCCACAGCGCCAUGGCUCAGACCCUUCAGAUGGCGAUCCCAAAUUUCGGCAAUAAUGUCUUGGAGUGUCUGAAUGAGCAGCGGCUGCAGGGCCUGUAUUGCGACGUAUCCGUGGUGGUGAAGGGCCAUGCCUUCAAGGCACAUCGCGCCGUGCUUGCUGCCAGCAGCUCCUACUUCCGUGACCUGUUCAACAGCGGAGGGGCCAGUGGCAAGACGCCCGCCGUGGUGGAGCUGCCUCCGGCCGUCCAGCCGCAGAGCUUCCAGCAGAUCCUGGCAUUCUGCUACACGGGGAGGCUCAGCAUGAAUGUGGGCGACCAGUUCCUGCUCAUGUACACUGCUGGAUUCCUGCAGAUCCAGCAGAUCAUGGAGAAGGGCACAGAGUUCUUCCUCAAGGUCAGCUCGCCCAGCUGCGACUCACAAGGUCUCCACGCCGAGGAGACGCCGCCAUCCGAGCCACAGAGCCCUGUCACUCAGACCGCUGCAGGGGCUUCGGCCAACGGGGCGGCAGCCGGCCGGCCCGCCUCCUGUCUGACGCCACUGCCGCUGGUGUCCCGUGUGAAGACGGAGCAGCCCGAGGCGUCGCCCUACUCGGUGGUCUGCACGCCUGUGGCCAAGCGCCUUUGGGAAGGGGGCAGCCGAGAGGGUGGCGGCGGGGCCGGGGGCUCCGGGGGGGGUGGCAUCCGUAAGGCGGCCCGCUUCUCCCAGGAGGCGGCGCGGGGCAGCGCCAUCCAACCACAGGGACUGUCCACUGGCUUAGCGGUGGCACCAGGUGGCAGUGCGAACGGCACAAGCAGUGCCACCCCGGAGGGUACCAGCCCGGGUACCAUGAGCGCCUAUGCCAGCGACUCACCCAUCUCCUACCACGAUGAUGAGGAGGAGGAGGAGGCCGUGGAUGACGGCGCUGAAGAGCAGUACAGGCAGAUCUGCAACAUGUACACCAUGUACAGCAUGCUGAACAUGGGCGCUGCAGCCACAGAGCGGGUGGAGGCUCUGCCCGACCACUCGGAGACCCGGAGCCGGAUGCGUGGGCGGCAAGACCUGGCCUCUCUGCCCGCUGAGCUCAUCGCCCAGAUCGGCAACCGUUGCCACCCCAAGCUCUACGAGGAGGGCGACCCCGCCGAGAAGCUGGAGCUAGUCACAGGUACUGGUGUGUACAUCUCGCGAGCCCAGCUGAUGAACUGCCACGUGAGUGCGGGAACCAGGCACAAAGUCCUGCUCCGGAGGCUCCUCGCUGCUUUCUUUGACAGGAGUACCCUUGCCAACAGCUGUGGGACAGGCAUCCGGUCCUCCACCAACGACCCCAGCCGCAAACCUCUGGACAGCCGUGUCCUACACGCAGUCAAAUUUUACUGCCAGAACUUUGCGACCAGCUUCAAGGAGAGCGAGAUGAACGCCAUUGCUGCAGACAUGUGCACCAACGCCCGCCGCGUGGUCCGCAAGAGCUGGAUCCCCAAGCUGAAGCUUCUGAUGGCGGAGAGCGACGCCUACGCCAGCCUCCUCCCCGACAGCAUCAAGAUGGAGGCCGAUGCCCUGGCCGCCGAGCCCACGUUCGAGGCCGCCGACCUGGAGGGCUCUGCCUCUGUCGAGACUGGCACCUCAUCUGGCGAGUCGCUGCAGGGUGUGGGUGGAGACGGCGCCGCUCUGUUUCCGUGAGCGGCCCGGAUUUUAAAAAAAAAAGUGCCCCGCCCCAUUCUGCCCACCCCAUUCGCCGCCCCGCCUCCCCGCCGCGUGACUAUGGGCUCCGCUGCU
Molecule: messenger RNA, 2449 nt
Organism: Electrophorus electricus (electric eel)
Lineage: Eukaryota; Metazoa; Chordata; Actinopteri; Gymnotiformes; Gymnotidae
Gene: nacc1a
Product: nucleus accumbens associated 1, BEN and BTB (POZ) domain containing a
Biological process (GO): regulation of transcription by RNA polymerase II
Molecular function (GO): RNA polymerase II cis-regulatory region sequence-specific DNA binding; protein binding; DNA-binding transcription factor activity, RNA polymerase II-specific
Source: RefSeq, a predicted model, not a curated record